Messenger RNA from Stegodyphus dumicola, 1821 nucleotides. RefSeq lists its product as uncharacterized. The record is from RefSeq and is a predicted model, not a curated record. Gene Ontology annotation, biological process: nucleosome assembly. Gene Ontology annotation, molecular function: DNA binding. Lineage: Eukaryota; Metazoa; Arthropoda; Arachnida; Araneae; Eresidae. Gene Ontology annotation, cellular component: nucleosome.
UUCACAAAGUAGGAGAAGAGGAUGAUAUAAGUUUGGGUUUUGCCAAGUUGAACUUCGCCAUUUUUCCUAGCUGUAUUUUAGGUUGCAGAUAAAUUUAUAUUGAUGUUAUAAACAUUUAAUACUGUGUAUGUGCAUCUCCUAUGUUUUAGUGAACUGAAUAACUAUUGAAUAGUUUUAAAACCGAAAUGAAAGUAUCUGUCAUUAUCUUACAUUCAAAUCGGACCCCCGUUGUUUCAGAAGAAUUGUCCUAGUGUUGGUUUUCAAAUAUGGAUAAAAGAUUACAUAAAAUAAAACAGCAAGCGUUCAUGUCUGGUGCAUGCGAUUCUUCAACUCCUAUCCAGCCAAGUUUACCUUUGAAGCAUCGAAGUCUCUUCGGUGAGGUUGCUGAUGCUGCAGUUAAUAAAGUAAGCAAAAAGACUACUGUAGUUAUGAUACUGGAGGCGGUAAGCACAUUAGCUGACCCAAAGAAAGGUGUUUCAUUCCAAGCCAUUAAAAAGUGGAUUCUUGCGAAUAAUUCUGAGGUGAAUGAAGACAGAAUUUCGGGCUUAAUGAAAAUUGCUGUGAAGAAAGCUCUGGAGAAUGGUAAGCUAGUAAGAUCUAAGGCAUCAAAAAACUGUCAUGGCGCGGUUGGAUCUUUUGCUUUACCUCGCAAACAAGAGAUCAAGAAUUCAAAAACAAACUUUAUAAAAAAACGUCUUCCAGAAAUGCAUGCUUCUGACCCAGAAAUAACCCUUAACAAACCAAGAACUAAAAAAAAGCGUUUAAACGUUUCCGACACUGAAAUGGAAAUUUCUCGCAGGAUGGUUGGCAAAGCAAAGCCAGAAGUUUCUGGAAAAGUAAAACCGAAAAGUACCAAAGCUUCCAAGAAAGAUUCUGUUCCCUUAACAGAAAGAAUGCCUAAAAAUCUCAAAGCAGUAGUGUCUGAUAAAGUAAAAGCAAAGAGUACCAAAGCGUCUACGAAAGAUUCGGCUAAUAUGAAAGGCAUGACAGUUGAAAAGCUCAAAAAAGACUCGCUUGAAAAGGCAAGAAGUACAAAAAUUUCUACAAAAAAUCCUGUUACGGUAAAAGGCACAAUAAGUGGAAAACUCGAAGCAGAAGAGUCUGAAAAGGGGAAGAAACCUAUCAAAGUUCCUAAAAAAAAUCCUGUUGCUCCAAAAGGCAAAGCUCUUGAUGCUAGACUCGACUCUGAUGCGAAUAAGAACAAGACAGCUUCCAGGGAAGUAAAUAAUAUGAAAAAAGCUUCGAAAAAAGAAGCUAUUCCAAAAAGAAAAAUUACCAAAAUAAAACUCUAUUCUGAAACGUUUAGAAAAGCAGAAGUUAAGAAUCGAAAAGAUAUAUCAGAUUCCGAAGUAGACGUGAAACGGAAUCUUGGACAAUCUCUAAGGUCUUAUCAUUCUGAUACUGAAGCUUGAAGUAGUUUAAGAACAAGGAGGCUUCUUGCAAAGAAAAAUGCACUUGAUAGUACUUUUAAACUAAGAAUAAAGGGGGGGAAAUGAGUACUGUUAUAGUUGGUGCCGAUUCAAAAGCUUAAAACUCCGAUGAAAAAAAUCUACAGUUUUACUCUCAAGACGGGUAAAAAUAAGUUUCACAUCUGAUAAGCUACCACAGAUCAUUUCGGAUGGUUUUAUUAAAAUUAUUGCAUUUGAUCCGAAACCGUUGUUUUUAAAGUGAUUUUUUUUAGCAUUAGUUGAAAUGUAAAUUCUGUUUAUAUUCAUGUAAGUAUUUUCAGUUGUAUGUUCAUAUAAAAAUUCAAGAGUCUAUUUUUGUGCAAGAAAUAUUUUAAAUUCGUGUUUUAAAGAAUAAAGAAUUUUCAAAAGAAUU